This is a messenger RNA of Trichoplax adhaerens, 900 nucleotides long. RefSeq lists its product as uncharacterized. The coding region runs from base 1 to 900 and encodes 299 amino acids. The record is from RefSeq and is a predicted model, not a curated record. The transcript is spliced from 2 exons. NCBI's taxonomy places the organism in Eukaryota, Metazoa, Placozoa, Uniplacotomia, Trichoplacea, Trichoplacidae.
AUGGCUUCCGAAAGCUUAGAGCUCUACAUAGCGGCUUUUAGCGUGUUUGUAGCACCAAUUUUAGUCGUGAUUUGCCUACGUUUGGCCAAAUAUCUAAAAUUUUCCGAUCAAAAUGAUAAAAAUAUAGUUCUGAUUGGUUGUGAUACGGAUUGUGGUCAAGCAUUACUGCAACAGCUACUGCAACACCGCGGCCAUAUAUUCGCAACGUAUAAAGAUGAAGACAAAAUGAAAGAUUUAUUACCUGAUUCUCCUUCGAAUAUUACAUUCAUGAAAUUAGAUCCCAAUGAAACAGAUGAAAUUGACAAUACAAUUAAAGCCAUAACUAAAGAGCAAAUGCAAUAUGGUAGUAUUUGGACUCUCAUUAAUUUAACAGGUAAUGGUAUUUGCAAUGCUGCAGCUGAAUGGUGUCCAAAGGAAAUUUACUUGAACUCUGCGGAUGAUAACCUAUGGGCAUCUGUUGAGGUUAUAAGAAGAUUUUUGCCUGUUAUUAAAGAAUCUCGUGGAAGAAUAAUACAGUUAGGGUGUUCAUCGGCUACAACGAUGAGUCGAAAAACCAUAGCUUAUUGUGUAGCCAAAGCAUCAUUAAGAGCCUUUAUUGAGAGCUUAAGUAUAGAGAUGAAACGCUAUAGCGUUUCGGUCCACUGGAUAGAAUUAAAAUCAUGCUAUGAACAAUACGAGGAAGAAACUAAUGAAGCACGAAUUGACCGAUGCAAACAGCAAUUCUGGAAUGAAAUCAGUAGUCUAGCCAAAUUAAAAUUCAAUCAGCAAUUUUAUGACACAUUUGUUACAGAUUAUUCUCGCAAAAAUCAAGCAUACUUCAAGAAGAAUAUCCAUAAAAUCAUGUGGGCAAUAGAAAAUGCAAUUUUUAGCUUUAAUCCCAGUGAUGUAUAUACAGUUUAG